This is a messenger RNA of Elaeis guineensis (African oil palm), 1035 nucleotides long. RefSeq lists its product as uncharacterized. The record is from RefSeq and is a predicted model, not a curated record. Lineage: Eukaryota; Viridiplantae; Streptophyta; Magnoliopsida; Arecales; Arecaceae.
ACGUUGCAGCAUAACCAAGAAAUCUAGGAACCCAGCCAGGCUCCUCUCGAGUCUGUCCUUCCCCAAUACACCUCUUUUGGGGCCGUCGACGGUGGGGAGUAUGGCUUCCGUUCUUCUCUCCCUGAUUCUUCCGAUUCCGAAGCAGCUCCCUACUUUUUGGAAGAAGGAUCCUAGAUCGCUCCCUUCCCUUCUCCACACAACCCCUAUUCGAAACCCUAGGUCCCGUAGGGGGUUCGCGGUGUUUGCAGAGGGCAAUGGACUCAAAAGAGACGACGCCGAGGAGAGGGAAUCUGGCGAUGACGGAGGAGACCUGAAGAGGGACCGACUGCCGGCGUUCAAUCUCCGGUGGCGCGACCUCCUGUACCCGGAUCCCGAGAACAUUGUGGCCAUUGGAUUGACGGGCCUCCUCACGUGGGCGAGCGUUCAGGUCUUGUGGCAGCUCUUCUUCAUCUCCAUCGCCAUCCUUCUCGCAGCUCUCAAGUACUCCUUCAUCGCCGCUCUCCUUCUCUUCAUACUGAUUACCCUCCUUUGAUACGAAAGCUUGCUCUUUGCCAAGGAAAGAUUCGAUCUUGAGAGCUUGUGUGUCCUUAAUUUUAUCAACUGUUUAAGGGUAUCUACUGUCAGGUAUGUACAUAUAGGUACUCUCUAGCAAAAUUUGGGGAAGCUGAAUUGUAUGAGUCUAUGAGAUAGGGUCUAUGGCUUCUUGGCCAUCGUAAAUGGUAAAAUGAUAAGUGUUCAAAGGACUGUUGACGGGAAAGAACGUUGGCUUCUACCUUCUGCCUUUAAAGAGAACAAGAGCAGAAAUUUGGUCUGUGCGUCGAUUUGAGCGAUGCUUUCUGUGGCAAAGUAAUGGAGCAGGUUGCCUUUCCUCGAUAAAUCAAUGUACGCAAAAGAAUUAUUUGUUUAUGAUGAACCGAAAUUAUGAUACGUGAAUGUGGUACAACUUAAUAAUUGUGUUCCUGAGAGAGAAAGCAUAAUGAUUUAUGGCCACUAUUAGACUAGUUCAAGUAAUUUGGACAGCAGUCCUCUUUCUGA